AUGGCUGGUGUUAUUAAAGAUGCCGUUUCCAACGUUCUCGGAAAACUUCAAGGCACAACCCCAGAGGUUCCUCGUGAACCUUCAACCGAAGAGUUCCAAUCACUAGUACAGAAGUACAACGAGGCCGGACAAGGCCAUGUCUUCGCCUUUGCCGAGGAAUUGACCACCAUCGAAAAAUCUCAACUCUUCCACCAGCUCUCCAACUUCAAUCCCGCCCGCAUUAAUGAGUUGGCCGACAAAGCCCUCAACCCUCCCCCCGCUUCAACCGGUCCCGUAGUUCUCGAGCCUCUCCCCGAAUCCGCCACAGCAUCCAUCAUCGACUCCAGCGCCGCCGACAUCCAAAAAUGGAACGACGAAGGUCUGAAGCUCGUCGCCGAGAACAAGGUCGCCGUCGUCCUCAUGGCCGGCGGCCAGGGAACUCGUCUCGGCAGCUCCGCCCCUAAGGGCUGCUUCGACAUCGGGCUUCUCAGCGAGAAGUCCCUCUUCCAAUUGCAGGCCCAGCGCAUCGCAAAGCUGCAGUCCAUGGCCGGUGGCAGCACCAUCAUUCCCUGGUACAUCAUGACCAGCGGCCCUACUCGCAAGCCCACAGAAGAGUUCUUCGAAAAGAACAACUACUUCGGCCUGGCCAAGGCCAACGUUAUGAUCUUCGAACAGGGCGUUCUCCCCUGCAUCUCCAACGAUGGCAAGAUCCUGCUCGAGACCAAGGCCAAGGCUGCCGUCGCCCCGGACGGAAACGGCGGUAUUUACCAGGCCCUCGUUGUCUCUGGCGUCCGCGAGGACAUGCGCAAGCGCGGCAUUCAGCACAUCCACCUCUACGGCGUGGACAACUGUCUCGUGAAGGUCGCCGACCCGGUCUUCAUUGGUUUCUCGGCCUCUAAGGACGUCGACAUCGCGACCAAGGUCGUGCGCAAGCGUAACGCCACCGAGUCUGUCGGUUUGAUCCUGCUCAAGAACGGAAAGCCCGAUGUCGUCGAGUACUCCGAGAUCGACACCGCGACUGCCGAGGCAAAGGACCCCAAGCAGCCCGAUGUGCUCAUGUACCGCGCUGCCAACAUCGUCAACCACUACUACUCCUUCCGAUUCUUGGAGUCGAUUGAGAACUGGGCACACCAGCUUCCUCACCACGUUGCUCGCAAGAAGAUUCCCUUCACAGAUGCUGAGACGGGUGAAUUCGUUAAGCCCGAGAAGCCUAAUGGUGUGAAGCUGGAGCAGUUCGUUUUCGACGUUUUCCCUAUGACGCCGCUGGACAAGUUUGCCAGUAUUGAGGUUCGUCGCGAGGAUGAGUUCUCGCCCUUAAAGAAUGCUCGUGGUACCGGCGAGGAUGACCCGGAUACUAGCCGUGAUGAUAUUAUGGCGCAGGGUCAACGCUGGGUGGAGGCUGCGGGUGGUAUUGUCAUUACUGAGGGUGAGGCGAAGGGUGUUGAGGUUUCACCUCUCAUUAGCUACGGUGGUGAAAACUUGGAAUUCCUCAAGGGGAGAGAAAUUAAAGCACCUGCUAUUCUGGAACGAGAGGAGUAG
Penicillium soppii is the source of this 1518-nucleotide messenger RNA. Its product is annotated as UDP-N-acetylglucosamine diphosphorylase. The record is from RefSeq and is a predicted model, not a curated record. Gene Ontology annotation, biological process: UDP-N-acetylglucosamine biosynthetic process. Gene Ontology annotation, molecular function: UDP-N-acetylglucosamine diphosphorylase activity. Lineage: Eukaryota; Fungi; Ascomycota; Eurotiomycetes; Eurotiales; Aspergillaceae. Bases 1 to 1518 code for a protein of 505 amino acids. The transcript is spliced from 2 exons.